AGAGAGGCAUCAGGGACAGCUGGAGACAUGCAGAACUGCCAGAUGAAGAAAAUAAUGAUGAGGAUUAAGAUACACAACACCUUAGUCAGACAGUGUCUGGGAGAGAUCAUUGGCACUUUUGUUCUUAUGCUGUUUGGCUGUGCGGCAGCAGCUCAGGUGAAGACCAGCAACCAGAUGAAGGGGCAGUAUCUGUCAGCCAACCUGAGCUUUGCUGUGGGGGUCAUGUCCGCCAUGUACCUCAGCAUGGGGGUGUCGGGUGCUCAUCUGAACCCUGCAGUGUCUCUGAGUUUCUGUGUGUUGGGUGAGCUUCCCUGGCACUGCCUUCUGCCCUACUCUCUGUCUCAGGUGCUAGGUGCCUACCUUGCCUCUGCAGUAGUCUACACCAUGUACUAUGAUUCUAUAAUGCAAUACAGUGGUGGGGUUCUGACUGCUUAUGGUCCUAAUGAAACUGCGUCCAUCUUUGCCACAUACCCCACACCAGGGACGUCCCUACAGACCAACAUCUUUGACCAGGUGGUUGGCACCGCUACGCUACUGUUGUGUAUCCUGCCCCUAAGUGACAAAAGGAACAGACCUGCUCCUGAUGCCUUGCUCCCUCCCAUUGUAGCAGCUGUAGUUUUGGGAAUAGCCAUGGCCAUGUCCUCAAACUGUGGUGGAGCCAUAAAUCCAGCAAGGGAUCUCGGGCCUCGGCUGUUCACUCUCUCAGCAGGCUGGGGCACUGAAGUCUUUACGUGCUAUGAUUACUUCUUCUGGGUGCCACUGCUGGCUCCUCUGCUUGGGGCUUUGAUAGGCUGCUUUUUCUACCAAGUCUUCAUUCAGUGGCACCUCCCUGACCCAGAAACAGUCGAAAGUCAAUCUCAGGAUACUGAAGUUCACUUAAAAGCAGUUGCCUUGUAA
This is a messenger RNA of Neoarius graeffei (lesser salmon catfish), 897 nucleotides long. RefSeq names its product aquaporin 10a (gene aqp10a). The coding region runs from base 28 to 897 and encodes 289 amino acids. Gene Ontology annotation, cellular component: plasma membrane; basolateral plasma membrane. Gene Ontology annotation, biological process: glycerol transmembrane transport; water transport. The record is from RefSeq and is a predicted model, not a curated record. Gene Ontology annotation, molecular function: urea transmembrane transporter activity; glycerol channel activity; water channel activity. The transcript is spliced from 6 exons. NCBI's taxonomy places the organism in Eukaryota, Metazoa, Chordata, Actinopteri, Siluriformes, Ariidae.